AAAUCAGUGGAAUUUGUCAAAAUGGGUUUCUGUUAUUUGCUCCCUUCUGUGGUACUGUGGAAACAUGAUCGCAGAUAACAGAGGGGACUCCCUAUGCGUAAAUAAAAGGGUUAUUUUUAGUUAACAAAAGUAAAACUAUUUAUAUACUCAGUUGAUUCAGUUAUAAUAUGAUCAACUGAAACUGUAUUGACAAAUUAUUACUAUCGUGUAGUUUAAGGCACAGAUGGCAAAUACAUUAAUUAGAUGUUAAAAUAAGAAAACUUAAAGCUCCUCUGAAGAGUGUUUCUGUUUGCCAAACGCCCAGUCCGGUAGGUGGCAGUAAUACGCCUUGCAUCGGGCUUCCACGCGGCAAUUGCAUAAAACGAAGAAGCGUUGCUUAUUAGCACAGCAGCGGCUAUGGACGGAUCUGCUCACAGGCUGUGGAGGUCACCUCGGACCUGUGAUGAAUACUGGAGUGAAUUUAGACAUUGCAAAAGCUGGAGGAAUCGGUUUCACCACUACUACACAUUUGGUACGUCACCAUCCUGCCAGCAGUGGAAAGAGGAUUACCAAAACUGCAAGGAGUGGGAGAAAUAUGGAAGUGCUGAGGCCAAGGAAGCCUUGCAGAGGAGUGAGAGAAACAGAGUGGCAGAGCAGAAGAAGUUUACCCCCAUCUGGGAACUGAGACAAGACCCUCCUAAAGACUGGCACUUGCCCCUGAAUCAGGAUAGACCACAGGACUCUUGAUCUGUCACUGUUAAGCUACAGGAUCUUUUCCAUGGAGGCCAACACAAAAUGAAGAUUCCAGAUUUGUCACUUUAAAGGACUUCACAAAAGCUUAUUGUGACAAAGGAGAGACUUCAUCACUUAUUGAUUUCUUAUCUUGUAUUCAUUGAACUGCCUUACAAUUAAAUGGUUGUCAAAACAGUAUGGCAGCUUCUAGUGGUCAAUGACGACCAUGGCCACCUGUCAGUGAGAAUAUGUCUGUAAGAAAGUGUUGUCCUCUGCUGAUAUUUAAAAUUAAAUCACACCAUAAAGGCAGACUGCCUUUAUAAUUUCAUGAUAUUUCAGUGUAAAAACUUGUCUAGUGUAAAAAAUAAAACUAUUUUGGGAAUUUA
This is a messenger RNA of Cheilinus undulatus (humphead wrasse), 1097 nucleotides long. It is a transcript of the gene c5h22orf39, whose product is annotated as chromosome 5 C22orf39 homolog. The transcript is spliced from 3 exons. The coding region runs from base 397 to 726 and encodes 109 amino acids. The record is from RefSeq and is a predicted model, not a curated record. NCBI's taxonomy places the organism in Eukaryota, Metazoa, Chordata, Actinopteri, Labriformes, Labridae.